Molecule: messenger RNA, 1464 nt
Organism: Phytophthora sojae
Lineage: Eukaryota; Oomycota; Peronosporomycetes; Peronosporales; Peronosporaceae
Exons: 4
Coding region: 1-1464 (487 amino acids)
Cellular component (GO): mitochondrion; cytoplasm
Molecular function (GO): acetyltransferase activity; lipoic acid binding
Source: RefSeq, a predicted model, not a curated record
AUGCGCUCCUCGCUGCUGCGCGCGCGUCGUCUGGGCCAGCGCCUGGCCGCCACCCGCCGCGGCUUCCACGCCGGCGCCGUCACUGCGUUCCCCGAGAUCCCGUUCAAGCUCGCGGACAUCGGCGAGGGCAUCGCCGAGGUGGAGGUGCUGCAGUGGUUCGUCAAGAGCGGCGACGAAGUCAAGCAGUUCCAGAACGUGUGCGAGGUGCAGAGCGACAAGGCCACGGUGGAGAUCACCAGCCGCUACGACGGCGUCGUCACCAAGGUGCACUACGAGGUGGGCGACAUGGCCAAGGUCGGCUCCACGCUCAUCGACAUCGACGUGGACGAGGCCACGGCCGCCACGGUGCAGGGCGGCGGCAAGAAGAAGGCGUCCCCCAUCCCGCGCGCCGCCCCCACGCCCGUGGCUGCUGCUCCUACUCCUACUCCUGUUCCGGCGCCGGCUCCUGUGGCGCCAACCCCCACGCCCGUGCAGGCCUCGACGCCCGUCGCCUCGAGGAUUCCGAUCGCACCUCGUAGACUUGACAGCGACGAGAAGUUUUUGACGUCACCGUCGGUGCGGCGACUGGCCAAGGAGCACAACAUUGACCUGCACGAUGUGGAGGGCACGGGCCCGCAAGGUCGCAUCCUCAAGGGAGACCUGCUGGAGUACAUCAGAGUGCUGGCUGCCCAGCCGUCGAAACCUGCGACGUCUGGCGGCCAGAAGGCUGCGGCUACUACUCCUCCUCCUGCUGUCGACGGGUCGAAUGCGGUGUACUUGCAGCAAGACACAGUGGUGCCGCUGACGCCUAUCCAGAAGAUGAUGGCCAAGUCGAUGAAUGCGGCACUGCAGGUCCCUCAUUUUGGCUACGCGGAUGAGAUCCGAAUGGAUGCGCUGUACGAUCUCCGGAAGGAGUUGAAGCCGCUCGCGGAGUCGCGCGGUGUGAAGCUAUCGUUUAUGCCUUUCAUCAUCAAGGCUGCGUCCCUGGCGCUCAAGCACUACCCCAUGCUCAAUGCCACUGUGAACGAUACCGAGACGGAGCUGACACUUGUCGCGGCUCACAACAUUUCGGUCGCCAUGGACACGCCCACGGGCCUGAUCGUACCGAACGUCAAGAACGUGCAGACGAAGAGCAUCAUGGAGAUUGCGGAGGACCUUAACCGUCUUCAGCAGCUCGCAGUUGCAGGAAAGCUCGCCCCCGCCGACCUCACCGGAGGAACAUUCUCGAUCUCCAACAUCGGCAGUAUUGGCGGCACGUACAUGAGCCCCGUCCUCAUGGUUCCUCAAGUGGCUAUCGGAGCCAUUGGCCAGAUCCAGAAGCUUCCACGAUACGACGCAGAGGGCAACGUCGAGCCCGUGCGCCUAAUGAAUGUGUCCUGGAGUGGUGACCACCGUGUGAUCGACGGAGCGACGAUGGCUCGCUUCUCGAAUCAGUGGAAGGCGUACCUCGAAACGCCGGUUAGUAUGCUCACAGAAAUGAGUUGA